Molecule: messenger RNA, 1661 nt
Organism: Bombina bombina (fire-bellied toad)
Lineage: Eukaryota; Metazoa; Chordata; Amphibia; Anura; Bombinatoridae
Gene: UBAC2
Product: UBA domain containing 2
Exons: 10
Coding region: 225-1241 (338 amino acids)
Molecular function (GO): protein binding; serine-type endopeptidase activity
Source: RefSeq, a predicted model, not a curated record
CGUAGUUUUACUGCUUUAGAGUCUCCUUGCAAUGGCUGCCAGCUAGUAGCAUCAAAACUAUUCAGUGAAGAUACUAUGCUUGAAACAAAAGCAAGCUGAUACCAUAUGACAUAGUCUCUUUAUGUCCUCUGCAUCUUCGUUUUCAUUGUAUAUACUAUAUCUGCUACCGAGAUAUCCCGGUGACCUCUAUAUGUCCUCUACAGCAGACACCGUAGAGAAGAAGCAUGAUUGCUAGUACCGGCUCCAGCGGGCUGUAUAAAGCCCCAUUGUCCAAAGGUUUUUUACUUGUUCCAAGUGCAUUAUCUGUUUUACUGGCACUCGUUUUUCAACACUACCAGACAUUUUUUGUAUAUAACUUGCAAGCAAUAAAAGAAGAUUUUCACUUAUGGAGACUGAUAUCUGGAAGAGUCAUUUGCCUGGAUUUGAAAGACACAUUUUGUAGCAGUCUACUUAUGUAUAAUUUUAGAACACUGGAAAGAAGAUUUGGAAGCCGGAAAUUUACAUCAUUUUUGCUGGGCUCUUGGAUACUCUCAGCUCUUUUUGAUCUUGUGCUACUUCAAAUUGUGGAGUUUGUGAGUGAUACAACUGUCAGCACACUGCCUUCUGGAUUUUUAGCUCCUGUUUUUGCCCUUUUUGUGCCAUUUUACUGCACCGUUCCAAGAGUGCAACUUGCCAAUAUCCUUGGAUGGUUUCCUAUUACAAAUAAAACGUUGGUUUACAUCAUGGGGCUGCAGCUUUUGACAUCAAGCCCAUAUAUGUUAGUUAUUGCAGCAAGUGGACUAAUCUCAGGACUUUGUUAUGAAAAGGAUGUGCUAAAGGUCCGGCAGAUUCUUUGUGUUCCCCGUUGGGUUGCGGAAAUGUUUUCACAGACUCUUGAACCAAUAUUCUCAACUGUGGAGCCUGUCAGCGAAGCGCGUGUUGGAAUGGGUGCAACAAUUGACAUUCAAAGACAACAGCGAAUUGAGCUACUAGAUCAACAAAUCCUGCUUUCCCAAUUUGCUCAGUUAGGAAGAAGACAGCAGCAACAGGGAGGGCUUUUCAACUGGAAUAGCCUUUUCCACCCAUUGCGACAGAGGCAUAAUGUGAAUCAAGCUGAGCCGCAGGCUCCCCCUCCUCCAGCAUCUGAACAGCAGGUUGCACAGCUGAUGGAGAUGGGGUUUUCCAGAGCAGAUGUUUUAACGGCUCUGAGGGCUUCAAAUAAUGACAUGAAUGUCGCCACUAACUUUUUAUUACAACGGUGAUAUUAUGCUCAUAGGUGCUGUGAUACAAUGUUUUAUAAGUGUUAUAUCCAAAGAUUAUUUUUUUUCCUUUUUUUUCCUUUUUUUACAGAAUGCGCAAACUAAGCCCUGAUAAUUUACCUACUUUUUACACCUCCAGUUCAAUUUUACACAAUGCAUUGCACUAAGUAACUGGAUACAACUCAUUUGGUUCCUGUGUAGACAAUACAGACAUGUUUAGAUUUUUCCAAUUCUUUUUUUUUACGUUACACUUCAGUCUGAUAUCAUUGGUUAUAGUAUUUCCUUUUACUUGUAAUUUAAAAAAGAUGAUUAUUGGCUAUGAAAAUGACACCAUUUGUUUGUCAACUUUCUAAUUAUUUCUAAUUAUUAAAGUAUCACUAGUACGCACAUCUCUAUUUAGCAAAAAAAAAGAAAAUCAAAGAA